AUGCAGAAAAAAAUCAUGGUUUGGGUAGCGAUCACCCACGAAGCGAAGCCCACGCUGAUUUUCAUCGACGAUGUUAAAAUCAACGAUAUUCAUAGAGCGAGUGCGACCCAGCAGAGGUGCCAAGACACCUUCCCAGGAUUUAUGAAUGCUCAGGAAUGGCCAUCUAAUAGCCGUGACCUGAAUCCAGUGGAUUAUUCCGUAUGGUCCAUAUCGGAGAGCAAGGUCUGCUCUAUAUAA
This is a messenger RNA of Haemonchus placei, 237 nucleotides long. The record is from the annotation of a GenBank genome assembly. Lineage: Eukaryota; Metazoa; Nematoda; Chromadorea; Rhabditida; Trichostrongylidae.